ACGCUGGCGGCUGAUGGGAGAGGCGGGGCUGGGCGGCGGUUGGCUCCUGGAAGCACGUGACCACACGGGACGAAACAGGGUCAACAAGAUGGCGGCGCCCGGGGCUUAACGCGCUGCAACCAGGGUAUAAACCGAAUUCUAAUUCAUGUUACCGGGAGAAUCACACCCGAAUUCUAAUUCAUGUUACCGGGAGAAUCACACCCGAAUUCUAAUUCAUGUUACCGGGAGAAUCACACCCGAAUUCUAAUUCAUGUUAUCGGGAGAAUCACACCCGAAUUCUAAUUCAUGUUACCGGGAGAAUCACACCCGAAUUCUAAUUCAUGUUACCGGGAGAAUCACACCCGAAUUCUAAUUCAUGUUAUCGGGAGAAUCACACCCGAAUUCUAAUUCAUGUUACCGGGAGAAUGACACCCGAAUUCUAAUUCAUGUUAUCGGGAGAAUCACACCCGAAUUCUAAUUCAUGUUAUCGGGAGAAUCACACCCGAAUUCUAAUUCAUGUUAUCGGGAGAAUCACACCCGAAUUCUAAUUCAUGUUAUCGGGAGAAUCACACCCGAAUUCUAAUUCAUGUUAUCGGGAGAAUCACACCCGAAUUCUAAUUCAUGUUAUCGGGAGAAUCACACCCGAAUUCUAAUUCAUGUUAUCGGGAGAAUCACACCCGAAUUCUAAUUCAUGUUAUCGGGAGAAUCACACCCGAAUUCUAAUUCAUGUUAUCGGGAGAAUCACACCCGAAUUCUAAUUCAUGUUAUCGGGAGAAUCACACCCGAAUUCUAAUUCUGUUAUCGGGAGUUCAUGUUAUCGGGAGAAUCACACCCGAAUUCUAAUUCCUGUUAGCGGGAGAAUCACACCCGAAUUCUAAUUCCUGUUAUCGGGAGAAUGACACCCGAAUUCUAAUUCAUGUUAUCGGGAGAUUCACACCCGAAUUCUAAUUCCUGUUAUCGGGAGAAUCACACCCGAAUUCUAAUUCAUGUUAUCGGGAGAAUCACACCCGAAUUCUAAUUCAUGUUAUCGGGAGAAUCACACCCGAAUUCUAAUUCAUGUUAUCGGGAGAAUCACACCCGAAUUCUAAUUCAUGUUAUCUGGAGAAUCACACCCGAAUUCUAAUUCAUGUUAUCGGGAGAAUUACAUCCGAAUUCUAAUUCAUGUUAUUGGGAGAAUGGAGUGUGACUGUUAAUAUAACUCCUAGUCCCUGCUCUGUGCUAUCAGCUCUCCCAUAACCCCAUGCUUUCUGUCUAUAGAGGACACCGAUAACCGAAUCACAGGGGAUGUGAGUGACCAUGGGCUUUUGAUUACACACACUGAGUUAUUGGGGUUAUAGAAAACUGCUCUGGGAUUCAUUAAACUGGGAUUUGUCAGGAGUUACAAAGCUAAUUUAAAAUUUUGUGGGGAAAUUUCUACAAGUCAUUUAUGUUGUCAUAAAACUUUAAAAUUCUCACAAAUUCUCACUUUCACGUUUACUAAGCAAACUUGGAGUUGUAGUGAAUUAAACACCUUUUGGUACAUUUUUGGCGUAAAUGGCAAAUGUAGAGAAAAAAAAAGGCCAUUUGGAGUUUUGUGAAUAAAUGUCUUUAUCCCAUAAUGCUUAGAGUGAAAGGACACUGUGAGCCAUGAGGUGUGUUGUGUUACCUGAGAUGGAAGUUAACCUAAGGCAGCCUAGACAUGAGGGGAAAACAAUACAUCCUGGGUUUCUGACUGAACCUUUUAUCUUCUGGUUUAUGAUGUCUUGAGAACCCCUCCAUGCUAUUAUUUUCUUGUAAUCCAUGGUGUACGCUCACGCUCUGAUCAUAUUUGUUAAGAACUGAAUUAGGAUUAAUCAUAUUUUUUGUGGUCUCAGUAUUCAUAAUAUUCACCUUCCAUUUUUUGCAGCUAUACAUUUAUUUUGUGGUGAAUUCCUUUGUGGUGUAAAAAGCAAUGCUGUCGAGUCUCCGUAUGAUGGCGAACACUCGCCAAGUGCUGAUCCGGGGGCUGUGCCCUGCUCUCCAUGGUGUAGAUAUAGCCAACAGAUCUCGGCAGUUCUCUGCAUUAGCUUCUGGUGAGUACUCAAUGAAGACGCAUUACAUAGAUUGUGAAUGCACCAAUGGAUUGAUACUCUACAUGGUCAGCUCAGCAUGUUUAACCCCUUAAGAACCAAACUUCUGGAAUAAAAGGGAAUCAUGACAUGUCACACAUGUCAUGUGUCCUUAAGGGGUUAAAUUCCAGCAUGAUAAUUAUUUUAUUUUAAGGGGAUAAUGAGCAAUAGGACAGAGGUGGUAGGGAAGCAGAAAGACCAGCAGCAAGCAGAUCGCAAAUGCUGCUGAGCCUGACGCGGUCAAUGGCCUCCUCCAACCCCCACCCAAUGCAAAUCGCAAGAUGUAGAGCAGCCUGGACGCCUUUGUAUUGAAGCCUGUGGUAUGCAUCUCUAUCGGUUGCAAAUCACAGUAAUGCACGACUGUAACGGAACGAUUACUAUUUUGUGCUUCUGAUGGAGCUGCAAACCACACGCCUGGCCUGGCCUGCCCUGUGCCCCUGUAUCAGCUCUGUUGCUUACUAGAGAUGUCGCGAACCGUUUGCGAACUUCCCGCGAACGGCUCGCCGCGGUUCGCCACGAACCGUUCGCGGCGAGCUCCGGUCAGCUGACACAUGCCGGCCAAUCUCCAGCAGACCCUCCCUCCCAGACCCUCCCACCUCCUGGACAGCAUCCAUGUUGAAGCUGCCUUCAACAUGAAUGCUGUCCAGGAGGUGGGAGGGUCUGCUGGAGAUUGGCCGGGAUGUGUCAGCUGACUGGAGCUCACGGCGAACCGCGGCGAGCCGUUCGCGGGAAGUUCACGAACGGUUCACGACAUCACUAUUGCUUACCCGAGGAACGAUUAAAUGAGUAAAAAACAUCUUGCCCAGUGCUUAGAACUGCAUGUCCUGGAUACUCUUGCAAAAGGAAUUCCCCAUCUCUGAGUCAAAACUUUCGUUCAAAGCAGCACAAUAUCAUGCAUACUUAAAGCAAUACAGGCAUUAUUAGCCUACCAGACUUUCUGCCUGAGACCUGUAAUGAGGUCUACUGCACUUUUUGGGACCUAAGUCUUCACCUUUCUCUAAACAUCCUGUGUGAGAAUGCACAGCAAUGUUUCUCCCCUCGAUUAUAUUUAUAAGGUCAAGGGCCACUCGCAUGAAAUCAUGGGCCAUUUUGACAUUUGUAUCUAAAUUUAUGACAGACAAUUUAAUGAGCUAUUUGAACAUUCCAUUACAUCUGAAUUAAUGCUGUCUGUUUAAAAUUAUUGUUGAAAAUAUUGGUAUUGUUGGAACCUGUACUGCGCUCUCUUUGAUUGUCAUCAUACAGGUUGCGCUGUCUUUCUCGAGUGGCACAGUCACUAAGGGAUGGUUAUAAAUAACUUAUACUAUUACCUGGGCAAAGCAUAUUAACCCUUUCUUGCUGGCAUGUAGGAUGUCUAAUUUGAUAAAUCCAGCCUGAUUAUAGUUUCACAGUGAUAUCACUGAUUAUAUAAUUAAGGAUCAUGUGUUUAAUAACUGACAGAGAGAUGUAACAAACAUACUGCUAAACCAAGUGUUAUUCUUGUUUUGUAGAUAGAAGGAGGUUCUAUGAAAAUGUCAGUAUAUCUCAAGGAGAAGGUAUGUUUUAAGAACCAUUAUUUACACUCUCUCAUGUGUCUUCAUCAUAAAAGAAUAGAACAUGUCUAAACUGUCAGUAAAUUGCUGUUGUAGCAGUAUAUUGUAGAGGAUGUUAAAAAAUAGCAUUUUCAACUCUUGUUCACAGCACCAUUAUUACAGUGAUUAAAUUAAACUUGGCAUGGAUUACCUCAUCUAAUAUAGAUUUUGUAUACUCAAAGUUAUUGUAGUGUCUUUCAGUUAAACAGCACAAGGACUUGUUCUGUCUUAAAAAACAAAACAGAAAACGAGAAACUGUAGUACUUUUUUUGUAUUGUGAGACUUUAUCAUUAAUCAGUGCAAGGUCCAGUGUGCUGUUAGACUCUCCAAUGUGUUCCAGUGUGCUGUUAGACCAGGCUUCCCCAAACGCUGGCCCUCCAGAUGUUGCUGAACUACAACUCCCUUAAUUCUAUGAAUGAAAUAGGCUGAGAAUCAUUGGAGUUGUAGUUCAGCAACAUCUGGAGGGCCAGAGUUUGGGGAAGCCUAAGUCAGACUCUCCAGUGCAUCCUGCCUUCAUCUGGUAUAUUUUGGGUUAUGAUGGCACUUUUGUUUUCAGAGCCACAUGUUUAGUCCCAUCCACUGGGUUGUUCAUGAAAUAUCUCACCAGUGACAGUACUGCUUAAACAUUUAUUUAAAAUCACAACAAAGUGAAGAAUCAAGCUUUCAUUUACACACUGUAAAUGCUGGUUCAAACUCACAGAUACAGUGUUACAGAAUGCAUGUUAACUGAUUAAGUUCUACAGUGCAUUAUGUUUACAGUAUUAAAUGAAAUACCUGACUGUGGUAUAGAAAAAACAAAUAGAGGAUAUUGUUUUAAGUAUGGAUUGAAUGGAGCAGUUUAGGUCUUGGGUGGGCAAAUUAAGUUCUCCAGCUGUAAAAUUGUAACAAAAGUUUUGGCAGAGUAUCAUAUUAUGCUUGCUAGUGGUCUGCCCUCUGACCCCAAUUCAUUUCGGUCAAUUACUCUUUGCGUUUGCCCAUAGCCGGGUUUGAAAUUAACCUGGAUCGCCGGAAACUGAAGACCCCCGCAGGAAAGUUGUUCUCUGUCCCCAGUGAGGCAUUGGCUAUCGCUGUGGCCACUGAGUGGGACUCUCAGCGAGACAAAAUCAAAUUCUUCACCAUGCAUCUGGUAAGGAAGGCACAAAAUCACAGGCACCUAAAGGGUUGAUUCCAAUAUUCCAUGUUUCUUUGGGAACUGAAGGUUUUAUUUUCUAACUUGUAGACCACACUCUGCAACACUGCUUUGGACAACCCUACACUAAGGCAGAAGGAGCAACUCAUCAACGCAGCACUGAAAUUCUUAGAAACAGACACAGUCUGGUAAGAGUGUGACCAUAUAUUAAACAUAGGAGGUGUGUGAAGGGGUCUACAUUAUAUUUUGUGCCGUCCUCACUGGAUUUGAUCUGAGAUUGGUGAUGGUUUUAUUUGUGUGUUGUGCUGGGAAGCUAAUCACGCUAUGAUCAAGGUCGGAAAAAUGUUUUCCACACUUUAACAUAUCCCAAUGAAAGGGAAUGUUCAGUGUUAGAACUCUUGUUCUGCUAAAUAUGAAUUGGACCACAGUUGUCCAAUAAAAAUCAGUCCUACUAGGUCCCUGACACAAGAUAUGUCAACAGUGUGUGUAUCCACAACUUGUAAAACCUUUAGUAGACAUUGUCUGUCUUACUCAAUAUGUUAUUUUUGGUAAAACUCACACCUUUUAAAAAUAAAUUAUAUAUAGAUAUUACCCCACACCCCCUAACACUACAGUAUUUAGUAAAACCAACUACAGCAUAAGAGUCGUUUGGUUAGUGUGAUUCUGAUCACUCCUCUCUAGGCUCUUCAGUAUUGGGGCAAAUUCCCUCUGACUGUUUAAAGACACAUUUGGGUUUAAUCCUUUAAAUAAUAUCUGUAAUAAUUGUGGUCUGUGACCCACUGAUCGAAAUAGCUCCUUCAUUACAACUAUGAGAUAACAUAUUACCCUUCUCUUUCAGUUACCGAGUAGAAGAACCGCAGUCUUUGGUGGAAUUGCAAAACAACGAGUGGGAUCCCAUUAUAGAAUGGGCAGAAAAGAGGUGAGACAUUAAAUUUAAAAUCUAUAUCCCUACAGUCAUAGGCCACUCUCCCUAAUGAGCGUCAUUGCUGGAUACGCUGUGUUAUCAGCCUUGCAACACAAAGUUGCAGAGGAAGUUGGCUGCACUGCAACACUUAAAGGACCACUCCACACUCCAAAAGUACUUCUGCUUGCCGAAGUGAGCUAUGGGUGAGGAGUAGCCUAGUUUAACCUCAGUAGCACUUUUAUAAAUUAACUGGGGAACUCUCCCUGGCUGUUAAACAACCAGAGAGGAUUCCUUAAUAUUUCCAUUAGCUCCCUUAAGCUAAUGGAAGUGUCAGGCACGCUCUACUUGAGUAUGCCUGCCUCCCUCACAGAACCCAGGCCAGAUGCACAGCUCCAGAUAUGCGAGCGCUCAUUGAGAAGCCUCUGAUUGGUUAUUUCUCUGUGAAGAGACUGAAACUUUCAGGAAAAAGGGGAGGGCUUAUGUUUUUGUAAACUCUUUUAGACUAUACUCCCAAUGAAUACAUACAUAAAAUAUGAAUGCAUGUAUUCAUUGUGAUAUAUCUACCAAACUGUGGGUUUUUUGGUUGGUUUUGGAAGUGUGGAGUGGUCCUUUAGAGAAUUUUGCAUCUUGGUGCUGCUUCAUUAGACAUGUCAAAUUGCAUAUAUAGAAUACAAAUUACAUACAUGUGAGGAAAGUUGGAAUACGUGUAGAGAUAGAUGGUGACUCCACCAGAAAACUGAAAGUAUCCAGGUUUAUUAUUACAAAUAUAGAUAUAAGCGGUAUUAUUACAAAUAUAGGUAUAAGCAGUUUCCUAUUCACCAAUCCUAUUAACUGUUUUUAUUUAUUUUUUUACAGGUACAAUGUUCUGAUUGGCUCCUCUACUUUUAUUCUGGGACCUAGCAUCCCGAGAGAAACUAAAGAUGUAUUUACUCGUCACUUGGCAUCAUACAAUUCCUGGGCAUUACUAGGUAUGAUCAAACAGGGGGAUGUGGUUUAUGGACAGAGGGAAUCCUUGUCAUGGAAAGGCGGAUUAAGAUCAAUCGUGGGAUAUUUUUUAUUCGAAGAUUAUAUUGUUAGUACAAAUAGAACAAAUACAGCCAAUUCUACAGAGAAACAUAUAAAACAAUUGUAUGUUAACCUAUCGCACUCACAAACGUGUUCAAGAUAAGGUCCUUGAAUAAUAAAAGAUGUAUUCAAACCCCAAAUGGUUUAGAUCCAACUUUAGUAAAGAGAAUGGAACCAAUCUAUUUGGGGGGAGGUGAAUACAUAUUGUAUCAAUCAAGGCCCUUAAACACGUUUGUGAGUGUGAUACAUACACAUUGUGAUUCACUGGUACUUCAGGUACAACACUGUUAUUGUUUUGUAUUUCUAUUUAGAAUUGACUGCAUCCUCAUAUAUGUUUUGUUUGUACAGGCUGUUUAUGGUGAUUAGGAGGUCCCUAAGAAAGCCAUGGACAUUGUGAAGUAUUUCUAUAUUUGAUAUUCAAAAAAUAUGUGUACUGAUUCAUUCACUUAUUUUUAUUUCAGUUGUUGUGUUAUGAUUAUAUUGUGUACUAAAAAGGACACAUUUUUACCUUCAGGCCAAGAGUGUUAUCAGUCUGUCUCUGUGCACAAAUAUUUGAAAUAUCCUGAGAUGCUGCACGCCAAGGGAUUCUGGGAGUUGUAGUCUAGUUGGCAGCUCUCUGUUGUUGGUUACUUACAGCACACGCAGGAACUCCAGAUCGGGAUAUAAUUUUUUAAUUUCAUUUACAUAGACAGACCUAAAGAUAUCCGUAUAAAUCAAGAAUGGGUAACUCCAUCCUGCCGUGUCCCUUUAAAUGGUUACUUGUCCUAUACUUUUACUGAUAUUUGGCCUUCCUCAGUGAUUCUCCCUUUCAAUUGUCAUUCAGGGAUUGAAUUCAUCAUUGCACAGCUGAAGUCCCUGAUUCUUGCUAUGGGAGUGAUUGACAGAGCACUGACGGUGGAGAAGGCCGUACUUCUCUCACGACUGGAAGAAGAGUACCAGGUAAAAUACAUGCUGAUUCAUUACUUACACUGGAUCACUGCUGUAGCCAUAACGUUGCAAGUGUUCUCAUGCACACACUAUUCUACUUACACCACAUUACUGCUGCCAUAAUACACUGCAUGACUUCUUCCGUACAAGGGCUUAUUCUAUAUUUGCGCUGAGCUUCUACUUGAUCUCACAAAGCUUUCCAUGCCUUCCCCUGCAUAUCUGCUGUCUCUGUAUUUAUGCCAUGUGACCGUUAAACCUAUCUCUAACAAGUUCUUGUUAAAAAGACUAAUUUAUUUAAAGCACAUUCAAUUAGGACAACAAUAUCAAACAUAGAUCUCUGUGACAUCACCUAAAAAUGGUUAAUUUACAGAAUUUCUAGUUUUUGUAUGUAUUUACUCAACUGUUCUAGAAAUUGCAGGGUAUGUAAGAUAUGAGAGAUUAUACAUUGUAGCUUUGCUUGUGAUACUGGUUCAAUGCUUUGCUCAAAACAGAAGGACUGACUAGAACUCUAGCUGUAAAAAUAAAUACAUUUAAAUAAUUGGCUUUCAGCAAGGCAAAGACAUGCACUGGAGCAGAAAUGUAGGCAAGUAGGUUAUUAUAUUUCAUUUGGCAUUGCAAAACAUAAUAUAUAGCCUAUGUUUACAGGUUGUUGGUAGUGAAGGGUUGUCUCAUCUAGAAUUAUUUGGAAUUAUGAUGUUGAAUGUAGAUGAAAAGACUCUUCUGAUAAUCCUUUAAUUGUUUUUGUCUGAUUCAGAUCGGGCAGUGGGGAAACGUAGAGUGGGUUCACGAAUAUGACCUGCAAGAAUUGAGUGCUCGCACAGCCGCAGGCGUCCUGUUUGUUCACCUCUGCUCAGAAAGCUCGACUGUCAAACACAAACUCCUGCAAGACUAACUCCAUGCUGGGAUAUCUACACAUGCAACUGAGAUCGUACUACCCUCCAGGGCCUCCUGACAGUGACUCUAAUUCACUGGUGGAAACUAUUGAAAACAUAAUUUUGUUACAUAAUUUAAAAUGGUGCAAUCCUAGUAAGUGAUUUCUAGGUGUGCACUGUGAAUCAUUAUGAUUACAGCGAAAAGCUGUAAUCAUCAACAUUGCUCGGCCAUAAUGGUUGAUAUUAAGAACACUGGCCAAUCAAGGAUCUUUCUAUUCCUGUCCUGGAUUGCAUUUAUUGAACAUCCCAACAAAAUUAAAAGGUGACAAAAUACAACUGAUUAUUCAUUGCACCUUUAUGGGUAAUCUGCACUUGGUAAACUCUGUUUGUGCCAUACCUUUAAUGAACUGAAGGCAAACGCGCUUUACUGUGGGAAACAAAGUCACUAUUUUGGUUCCAGAAUGUUGGUACUGCAGAUCAGAGUUCGGAGUGACCUUUUGAGAUAAACAAAGAUUUACAUAUAGGGGUGUAUUCACUAAACUGCAAUAAAAUUGGUAGGUACUUAUAUCAAUUCUCAGCAAUUCCUGGUAAAGUGAAUAGUUUUGUAAGAUAUAAUUAAUUAUUCUGCCCUUGUGAUAUUUCAAAAAUAUUUAUGCCCUGUGCUUUGUCUCACGAACAAUGGAAAUGCCACACAUUCUACCCUUUUAAAAGGACAUUCCAAAUUAACUACAACAAAAGAAAAACUCAUUUUGUAGAGUUCUUGCAAGUACGCAAUCUGUAAGAGUUUCUAGUGACUGAUAGGAAUUUUGUCUAUGGAACACACACAAGCAACAGCCAUUGCAAACUCUGACACAACCAUAUCCUCACUUUAAACGCAUUUUAAGCUUGUGAACAUGAGCAAGGGAGAGGAAUCUGUGCUGUUCGAUAAGGAAGUUGAUUUAUCCAAGGUUAAUCAAAAGGAAGACACCCCUGUAGUAUUUCCAGUUUAACAAAAGUAGUGGAUCUACCUUUUGGCCACUUUUAGAUUGAUAUGUUUCUCUAUCAGGUACAACUUUGCUUUAAAGCACUUGAAUCAUUUCAAAGCAUCGUAUACUCUCUUUACAUUUGAGUCUUUCUACCUUACUUGUGUUUCACAAAUAUUAGAAUAUUAUGCUGAUCCGAGUAGCAAGAAUAGUGGCUUAAUUGAUGCAUGCAUCCUGCACUGACAAAUGCCAGUAAUGUCCGUUUUAGAUGUAAAAACACGGAUAAACACAAACAGCAUAGGGAAAGAUACUGAUUACAGGUGCAGCUGGUCCUGUAAUACCAUACUAAUAAAUAAUAUAACAUGAGCUAUAUCACUGUGUAACCUAAAUAUAACAGUCUUUGAGUAUUGUAAUAAUUUGAUUUGCAAUACUAAGAAUAAUGAACAUCAUUGAAACUGUGUAUUUAUUUAUAGAAAACUCUUUAUAGAAAUUGUCUGAUCAAAUGCAUCAGUUGAGUUUCAUCCUGCUUGCCCUUUGCCCUUCCAGAAUGUGAUGGUGAAUACAGAUCAUUAAUAAUCCUGCAUAAAAGCUUUUAAUGCAGAUCUUUGGCAGCAGAAAACAUCAGUCUAUAAAACCAUAAACCACCUUCUUUUUACUGAGAAGGUUUCCAAGUCCCUUCCAUUUGUUUCCAGCCCUGCAGGGAUAAUUAGCACGUACUGGCAAUGGGUGACCGUGCUAGUGGUCAUAUCUGAUCAUGAAUUUCUAGAUUGUCCAACUCGUCAUGCAGGUGAUCCAUGAACUUGUUGAUUUCAGCCACUCGCUUGCGAUUUCUUAGCAGUUCAUCUUUAUGCACCUU
This is a messenger RNA of Pelobates cultripes (western spadefoot toad), 10349 nucleotides long. The record is from the annotation of a GenBank genome assembly. NCBI's taxonomy places the organism in Eukaryota, Metazoa, Chordata, Amphibia, Anura, Pelobatidae.